CCCAACCAAGACAAGCUUAUCUGUGUUGUAUAUAAAUUAUUUGCGAGUAUUCUCGGUUCAUUUUUGCACAGUCAUUUUCAGACAAUCGGGUUUGUGUUUAAAUUUCUUAAUUUUUGGAAAAGAUAGGAAAAAACAACUUGUAAUAUUCAAAUAUAACUGCUUUGCGAGCGGUUUUGUGCAUAGUCAUUCGCUGUUGGUUCCGAUUAUUUGAUUUUAUUCUAAUUUUGAAGAUAUACAGAGUACAGAAGUGAAAAAACUAUGACUGAACAAAAUGGAUUUAGACCGUUUCCCAGGGGAUUCGCUACAGCGGCUAUCCACCACGAUCAGGAGCCAGAAAAAUGGGACUCAAUGGCUGUUGUAACGCCCAUUGUAACGUCUUCAACUUACAAGCAACACGGGCCUGCAAAUCCAAAACAAUACGAGUACAGUAGAUCGGGGAAUCCCACGCGAGACGUCCUUGAAAACGUUCUUGCCAAGCUGGACAACGGCAAGUACGGACUGGCAUUCGCGUCAGGGUUGGGUGCAGGCGUUACAGUGUUGGGGAUGCUAAAAUCCGGAGACCACAUCAUCAUGGGCGAUGACGUAUAUGGUGGUACCAGUAGGAUAUUCCACAAGAUGACUCAGUCAUAUGGUAUCGAGAUUUCGGUGUUUGAUUUUACCGAUUUAAGUAGUCUGAAGAGUGUCAUCAAACCCAACACAAAAUUGGUAUGGACUGAAAUGCCCACCAACCCAAUGAUGAGGGUGCUUGACAUUAAGGCUGUGGCAGAAAUCACUAAAGAACACAAUCUGAUCCUGGUAGUGGACAAUACCUUCCUUACAUCCUAUUUAAUGAGGCCUCUAGAUUUAGGCGCAGAUAUAGUUAGUUAUUCUCUUACAAAAUACAUGAACGGACACUCUGACGUAGUUAUGGGGGCUUUGGUCACUUCCAACGAAGAUUUAUACGAAAAAUUAAAGUAUUUACAAAAUGCCAUGGGAAUCAUACCCAGUCCGUUUGACUGCUACCAAGUCAACAGGGGACUCAAAACACUAGCCUUAAGGAUGCGACAGCACAGUAUAAACGGUCUGACCAUAGCAAAGUACUUAGAGAAGCACUCCAAAGUGGAGAAAGUACUUCAUCCAGGUCUAAAAUCGCAUCCACAACACGAUCUGUUCAAGAAGCAGGCUUCGGGGCAUAGUGGUACCUUUUCCUUCUACAUUAAAGGUGGUUCCACAGAGACCAAAACCUUUCUGAAUAAUCUAAAAAUAUUUACCACUGCCGAAAGUUUAGGAGGAUACGAAAGUCUCAUAGAAAUUCCUUCUAUAAUGACGCACGCGUCUGUUCCACCGGAACACAGGGUGGUUCUGGGAAUCACAGACAACUUGAUUAGGGUGUCUGUUGGUAUCGAAGACGUCGAAGAUCUGGUUGCGGAUUUGGAAUUGGGUUUCCAGAAAAUAUAAGCCGAUUUUUUUCUCGAAUAUUUUUUUUUUAAAAAAUCUACGCUACGCGAACCCUGAUAUGGUAUUUUUUUGGAAUUUUUUACAGUAUUUUUUUUGAAUUAAAAUAAAAACUAAUUUUAAUCGCAUUCCUAAACAUACUCAGGUCUUCCAAAACAGAGAAAAUAAAAAUAAAAUAAAACAUCGCAUAUUAUUUUUAUACGAAUUUAUUUUCAUUACAAAAAAAAACAUUGUGAUAAAAUAUCCAGUAAUUUGGUUGCUUUAAAAAACAAACAUUAAUUAAUUUAUAUUGUAUAAAAACUUUAAU
Messenger RNA from Sitophilus oryzae (rice weevil), 1741 nucleotides. Its product is annotated as putative cystathionine gamma-lyase 2. Gene Ontology annotation, cellular component: cytoplasm. Gene Ontology annotation, molecular function: pyridoxal phosphate binding; cystathionine gamma-lyase activity. Gene Ontology annotation, biological process: transsulfuration. NCBI's taxonomy places the organism in Eukaryota, Metazoa, Arthropoda, Insecta, Coleoptera, Curculionidae. The record is from RefSeq and is a predicted model, not a curated record.